AUGAAGCUUCCGUGGAUCGCUGGAGCUGUGCUCUUUUCGUCCACAGCCCUAGCUCAGACGUUCCAACGCCUGGGAGGAUGCCCUGAGUUGGGCUGUGUCUUUCCACCAGACCAGACGGAUUUCCUGGCUGGCCAAUAUUUUGACAUUCGUCUCGAAGUCCACUCGCCUGUCAAUGGCUCUGAAGCUCGCGAAGGAGAACCUGACCCCAAUUUCACCUUCACCAUUACGAAGAAAGGUCGUAAUAACAAACCACAGGCGGCUACCGAAUUUUUUGGUGUAGAGGAACCUGAACUUGAGAAAUGGGACUUCACUUGGUACGAAGAUUUAUUUGCGCGAGAUGCGAAGAAACCCUCAUUGGUCAAAGUUGCAUCCAAAGUCUAUCGACAUGUUGCGUUAUAUCAGCCAGGAGAGUACGAAGCAACUCUCACCUACUAUGACGGCAAAACAACAACAGCUACCUGGCUCGUUCGAGAUCUAGCUGAAGUACGCAAAGCGAAAAAUGUGAUCCUGUUUAUUGGUGAUGGCAUGACCACUAACAUGAUCACCGCUGCACGUAUGAUUGCCCAUCGUUCUGUCAACGGCAGAUUCCAAAGCAGGAUGCAGAUGGAUAAAUUCCCUGUUCUGGGUCAUCAAAUGACUCAUUCCUUGGAUUCGAUCAUUACCGAUUCCGCCAAUUCUGCCACUUCCCUUUAUACUGGCCAUAAGACGACUGUCAAUGCUUUGGGUGUAUACAGGGAUUCAUCUCCAUCUCCCUUUGACGACCCCAAAAUCGAGACCAUUGCCGAGAUCUUCCACAGGGUUUACCCCAACGCCGGUAUUGGAAUUGUUACCACGGCUCAUUUGUCCGACGCAACGCCAGCUGCAUUGACUGCGCAUACGAAGGAUCGUGGUCAAGCGGGACACACGUUCUUUUCGGUGGUGGUGCAGAGGGAUUUCCUCCCUGAAAGGGCGUACCUAGGCCAAAAUUAUUAUAAACUCUUUGCGGAGAAAGGGUAUAGUGUCAGUUGGAAUAAAACUGCCUUGGCCGAAGCCCCAAACACCGAAAAGGCGCUGGGUGUAUUUUCCACUAGUGUCAUGGCUAAAUGGCUUGACCGAAACAUUUACACUGACAAUCUCAAGAACAAGAAGAACUACCCAGAUGGUUCGGACAAGGAUGCUGAUGACCAGCCAGGCCUCAAAGAUAUGACUCUCAAGGCCAUUGACAUCCUCACCACCCGCAGUUGCAACGACGGCUUCUUUCUCAUGUCUGAAGCUGCCAGCAUUGACAAACAAAUGCAUGUUCUUGACUACGAUCGCGCCCUUGGAGAACUUCUCGAGCUUGACGACACCAUUCGAGCCACUAUCGAGAAACUCCGCAGUAUGAAGAAACUUGAUGAGACUCUUAUCCUCGUCACAGCUGACCACGGCCAUGGCUUCGACGUCAUGGGCACUGUUGAUACGGAAUACCUCAACGCCCAAGACACGGACCGAGCCAAGCGUGAUGCCAUCGGGGUGUACGAAGCAUCAGGCCUGUCUCAGUACACUGUACAGACCGAGGGAUCAUUUCGCUAUAGUGAAGGUGUACAUUUCCCUGCACAGUGGGAUCCCCGCUACUCACUAUUUUCCGGAUUGACCGCAAAUCCAGAUAGAAGGGAAAACUACCAAGUGCACAAGGACGGCCCGCGACUGCCCGCAGUGACACUGAAAGACGGAUCGGAAGACUACUAUGUUAAUUACAAAGACGCGGUUUCCGGAUUCGUGAUUAACGGAACGCUUUCAGUUUCGGAAGCUCAGGGCGUGCAUUCUUUGACCGAUGUGCCAGUUUUCGCCAUGGGCCCGUGCCAGGAAGCGUUUGGAGGUGUCUAUAAUAACAUCGACAUUUUCUUUAACAUCGCCAAUUGUCUUGGCUUAGGCAAACGACAAGAAUGUAUUUAA
Messenger RNA from Histoplasma mississippiense, 1914 nucleotides. RefSeq lists its product as hypothetical. Bases 1 to 1914 code for a protein of 637 amino acids. The transcript is spliced from 6 exons. NCBI's taxonomy places the organism in Eukaryota, Fungi, Ascomycota, Eurotiomycetes, Onygenales, Ajellomycetaceae. Gene Ontology annotation, biological process: dephosphorylation. Gene Ontology annotation, molecular function: alkaline phosphatase activity. The record is from RefSeq and is a predicted model, not a curated record.